Messenger RNA from Wyeomyia smithii (pitcher-plant mosquito), 2106 nucleotides. RefSeq lists its product as uncharacterized. The record is from RefSeq and is a predicted model, not a curated record. Bases 308 to 1945 code for a protein of 545 amino acids. NCBI's taxonomy places the organism in Eukaryota, Metazoa, Arthropoda, Insecta, Diptera, Culicidae. Gene Ontology annotation, cellular component: membrane. The transcript is spliced from 3 exons.
GCACCUCGCUUCCAUCAGUCAGUCAGUGUCAGCCGCCUUAGACAGUUUAGCUGGGGUCUGCUCACGGUCUAGGUCAACAAUUCGCGUGCUUUCAUAUCCUGCAAGAGUGCUAACCAUCACAGCGGUAAAGUCAGCUUCCAGCAAGUGAUUGAGCGUGUCGACGAGCCAAAGCGGAAAAUUGGAGUGAAUUAAUUUCUUGCCACACUAUUCCCCGCCGCAUUUGUUACCUUUAUGGAGUCUUCUGUUGGAAAACGUCAUUUCGAAUCGCAGUACAGAAGUCAAAACAGAAGCCAACAGCAGUGGAGCAAUGAAACCACCAGCGGAUACAGCUGAAGCAACGUUUGCUGCUUUGAAUAUGGACCAUAGCGAGAGGAAGCUGGACAAAUCUCGCGUCAUCAAUCCGCACCUGGUGCUGCUGAAGGCUACCCUGUUCCUGAUAUUCGGUGCUUUCUCCUCCCUGGUACCAUACCUGACGGUGCAUAUGCAGAGCCUCGGACUGACGGUGGGCGAAAUUGCGACCGUUUAUUUGACUCUGCUAUUCACGACCUGCCUUUGUCCUCCGAUCAGUGGAUAUAUCGUGGAUAGAUUUGGCCAGUACAAACCGGUACUGAUGGUCUGCCUAGUGCUAAAUAUCGUCGCUCAUCAUUCGCUAGAUCUGAUUCCAAGACGUCAGCCGUUCGAGCUGAUAAUGGUGCAACCACGACUGAGUUUCACAACGGCAGACAAAGGAAGUAUAUAUUUGGACCAGCCCUGCAGCCAAGCGGAGUGUCCGAACGCUUCUUUACUCCAGCUAAAACUAUGCCAACAUUGUUCGAUUGGAAAUCACAACAACACAUUGGUAGAACUCAUGGUUGCCCAAGUUGAUAAUUCCAACCGAUCCUGUGGAUUAGCAAUACUCGAUGAAUGCACUUUAGGGCGGCUCGAAAACAAUUCUCACCCAGUAAUCAGCGUUCAAUGCAAAUUGUCAAAUGAGUACGAUGGAACGUUCUGGUAUUAUUUGUUAAUCCGAUUUGGGGCCACCACCAUGCUGACUGCUACCGUAACAAUUGUCGAUCCGAUGGCUUUGACUAUGGUCGAACAACAUGGCGGAGACUUCGGUCGAGAGAAGCUAUUUUCUAGUCUUGGAAUGGCGAUCUUCACUCCGCUUACCGGUUUGUUAAUCGACUACUUCUCCGAAGGACAUAGCGCUACUAAUUAUCAGCCUGCUUUUUACACCUAUGACACUCUUAUGGCUCUAUCGUUGAUUUCCGUUCUGUUCCUACCGAUCGGACAGAAGUUGCCAUCUGAGAACAUCAUGAAACAUCUGUGCGAGGUACUGCAACACCCGCAUGUACUAGUGUUUAUCAUGUUCUUGUUCUUCAUGGGCAGCUUCUGGGGAUUCAUAGAGAGUUAUAUGUUUGUAAUCAUGAAAGAGAUGGGUUCUCCAAACUAUCUUCUUGGUCUAACCUACACGGUUGGAACCGCCACCAGUAUCCCUAUGAUGUACCUGACAAAUCCUAUUACCAAAAAAGUUGGGCACGUCAACCUUCUGGUGGUAGCUUUCUUUGCUCACGCUCUGAGAAUUCUUGGUUAUUCUUUCAUUCACAAUCCAUUCUGGUGCUUUCCGAUCGAACUCAACGAAGCCAUUUCCUGCUACUUCAUGUGGGUUGUAGCCACAACCUAUUGCGCCGUUCUGGCUCCCAACAGUCUGGUGGCCACACUGAUCGGUGUUGCUGGGAUGGCCCAUUUCUGUCUGGGAAAAGGAGUCGGAUCUUUCGCUGGAGGUUAUCUAAUAGCACAGUUUGGUACGAGGAUGGGAUUCCGUUACAUGGGCUUCUGUGCAAUCGGAUGUGGUCUUGUCUAUAAGUUCAUGCAUCUGGUGUGGCUGAAGAGAUAUGAUAAGCAUCAAGUGGUGGAAACCGAAGAUCGUAAAGUUACCGUAAAAUUCAACUUAACAAAGGAUUAAUCAGUGCUUGGGGGUGGAAAAUUGGUGCUAUAAAUACAUGUUAGAGAUCCGAGUUUACGGAACUCACGUUAUUUAUCAUUUACUCCAGCCAUAUUGAACCACGAAGUUGAAAAAAAUUUAGAUGAAUAUAGUAGUGCAAUUAAUAAAAGUGAAACUUCGAA